AUGACGACACCAACUAACGAGACAGUGGAUCUGCCGGAAGCGACGACUUUUCGCAAGUCACCGAGGGAAAACGCCGGAGUUCCGCCCACUCAUCUUAUGCGCGACUUCGUCCUUGACCCAGCCGCGAAGAAGAAGAACACGCCCACCGCCGUCACAUCCAAGUCUAAACCCAGCAACGCCAGCAGCAAGAAUGAGAGCCGCAAGUCCAAGUCGUCGCACCGCAGCACCCGUCAAGCUCGCCAAGCCGAAGUAACAGCGGCGCAGAAACUGUCCGAUAUAUGUAAGGAAAGGGACGACAAGGAGAAAGAAAUCAAGAAUUUAGAACUGGACCUGGCUGAGCUGCUGACAAAGAUCAACAGCAAUACAGACAUCAUUAAAGACCAUGCCAAAUACGACGAACCCUCAAGACUAGCUGCAGAAUCCCAAAAUCAAUCGUAUCUGCAACAACUACGUCAAAUGGAGGCAGACAUACGGAGGGCUACAACUAAUCUCGAAUUCGACCAACGAGAUUACAUGCGAAGAGAAGCCUUGGUCAGAGCAGAAUUGGACCUGGCCAAGUUAGAUGCGACCGACGACUCUGAGGAGGGCGGCGGAAGCAGUGAUGAUGAUUCAGCCGAACCAUCCGAAGUGGAGAAAUGGGCGGAGAAAACUGUUCUUCACAUCCCAGCCGACCCGAUGGUCAAAGGGAAAAGCAAGAGUGGGUCAGAAAGAGAAGGUGGAGCAGAAGGCGACGUGGAGGAUGAGAAGUCGGCCAGCGAGGCUGAAGAGAAAAAGAAAUCAUCCCCUCGUCACAAGAAAAAGAAGACCCAUAGAAAGUCCAAAUCCAGUCCCAACAAGUUCAACCUUGAAGAUAUCGUCUCAGCCUUAGCCAACGCGAUCAAUGGAGCAAGUCUCAAGUCCUCUCACAAAAUGUCAGACAAGAUCCUAGCUCGUCAAGUACAGGGAAGAGACCUGCCGUCUUUCUCUGGUCAUCCCGAAGAGUGGCCCGGUUUCGCUGCAGCGUUUGAAACCUCCACCAGAAACUGUGGCUACAACAAUGCUGAGAAUCUCCCCCGUCUACAGAAGUGUCUCAAGGGAGACGCAUACAAAAGUGUGCAAUGUUUGUUGGUCGACCCGGACGGGGUGCCAACCGUGAUGGAAAAACUGAAGAUGAGGUUCGGUCGCCCCGCACUCAUCAUUGAGUCGAUGAUACAGAAGCUGAGAGAAGUUCCGCCUGUCAAGUUGGACCGGUCGGAAACUUUCAUCGACUUUGGAAUCGCAGUGGACAACUUGGUGUCCACAAUUAAGUCCCUGAAGCAACCGCAACAUAUGGGAAACCCGACAUUGCUGCAAGAGCUCGUCAACAAAUUGCCGUUGAUGACCCAAAUGGAUUGGAGCCGGUCACAGAAGGAUGACUCGUCCAAUCUAGAAGAUUUUGCCAAAUGGAUUGACAGUUACACCCAGGCGGCGUGUAAAUUGUGCCCCACCAGAGCAGAGAAUAGUACCCAACGAGAAAACAAGAAAGGAAAGAAGCCGGAACGAGUCUACACGGUCAGUGAGAAGAAUAAUUCUGGUCAAGGGAAGUGGGAGAAGAAAUGUGCAUUUUGCUCUUCAUCCCACCACCAACGAGAUUGUCCCACAUUCGUCAAGUCUGAUGUCGACCAACGUUGGACCAUGGUAAAGGGAAAGAGGGUAUGCUUUGGGUGUCUGGGGGUCGGUCACAGAUGCGGAGACUGCCGUUCUUCGCGACCAUGUGGAGUAGAUGGAUGCAACGUCAAGCAUCACAAACUGCUCCACCAAGUAAGAUCCAGCCGAUCAAGAGAAAAGGAGAAAGCAGCAACAGAAGAAGAAAAAGAAGAGAACGUUGUUCUUCAAACACGGGGGGAGUGGAAUGAAGUCAUCCACAUGAUGAGUCCUGUACAAAUUGAGGGUCCGAACGGCAAGAUUGAAGUCUUCGCCAUUCUUGAUGGCUUAUCAUCCAUUACCACCAUGGAGAGCGCAGCCGCGCAGAAAUUGGGAAUUGUGGGAUCGCCAGUUCCGCUCACGAUCAAAGGGUUCAAUUCUACGAAGACGUAUCAAAAUUCCCAAGUGAUUGACGUCCGUUUGCAAGCGACGAAUGAGAAGUACGCCUGCACUUUAAGAAAUGUGAGAACCGUUGAGAAGAUUGAGCACAGUCAAUCCGUGAAGAGAUGUGACUUGUCAAAGUGGUCACAUCUCCAAGACCUGGACAUCCCGACCUACAACAAUGCAAAGCCAACAAUCCUGAUUGGACUGGACCAUCCACAACUCCAUGUCCACCACGAAUAUCGAACCGGGAAGGGGAAUAAUGAACCUGUCGCGGUCCGAACUCCUCUUGGGUGGAUGAUCAUGGGAAGACUAGGUCAAUUUCGCCAGCAACAAAGCCACACCAUGUUUUCAAUGAGUGAAGCCGAUUCAAGCCUGCAUCAAAUGGUAAAGGAAUAUUUUACCAUCGAGUCAUUGGGGGUCAGCGCUAGUCCAGCAAAUCCGAGGUCCACUGAGGACCAGAGAGCUCAACAGCAAUUGGACUCGUCUCUACGCCGCGUACCAAACGGAUGGGAGGUCGGAUUACUGUGGCGUGAUGAUGAUGUCUCUCUUCCUCUCAGUAAGCAGAUGGCAUUGUCAAGAUUGAGGACAAUGGAACGGAAAAUGGAUAGAGAACCAGAAUUUGCCAAACAAUACGAAAGCAAGAUAGCUGAAUAUCAAGAGAAGGGUUUCGCCAAAAAACUAUCAAAAGAAGAGGCAAGUGUCGAGACGGGGAAAACAUUCUACCUACCACAUUUUAUGGCCUUCAACCCAAAAAAGCCGAACAAGUUUCGUUUUGUUUUUGAUGCGGCAGCAAAAGUCCAGGGUAAAAGUCUGAACGACUUUCUCCUCCGUUGUCCAGACAAGCUAUCCUCCCUUCCAGGCAUUCUGCUCAAAUUUAGAAGAUAUCCUGUCGCCAUCACGGCAGAUAUUCAAGAUAUGUUUCACCGGGUCCGAGUGAAGCAUGACGACGCCCAGGCACAAAGAUUCUUGUGGAGAGGCAAAGAACGAGAUCGAGAUCCCGACGUGUAUGAAAUGGGGGUCCUAAUUUUUGGGGCAACGUGUUCGCCAACUUGCGCCCAAGAAGCGAAAAAUAGAAACGCCCUGGAAUAUCGACAGCAAUAUCCCAGCGCAUGUGAAGCCAUUAUAGACAAGCACUAUGUUGACGAUUUGUUGGAUUCUGUCACGACCGUGCAGGAAGCAGUUAAACUUUUCCAUGAAGUCCGAGAGGUACACAGCAAGGGUGGAUUCAACCUUUGCAACUGGCUGUCCAACUCGAGGGAAGUAAUGCAAGAAAUCCCAGAAGAAUUGAGGGCAAAAUCCGUAAAGAGUCUGGAUUUCUCAUCCGGGCAACAUGUGGAGAGAGUUCUUGGCCUGUUUUGGAGGCAUGAUGAAGAUGCAUUCACUUUCUCCCUAACGUAUUUAAAAGCUCAAUCCGAUGUGCUAAAAGGAGGACGACUUCCAUCAAAGAGAGAAGUCUUGUCAUUGGCCAUGUCGUUGUAUGACCCUCUUGGAUUCUUGUCGAUCUUAACCAUCCGAGCCAAGAUGAUUAUUCAGAAAUGUUGGACCUCUGAAACUGGAUGGGACGAUGUCAUACCCGAGGAAACACGAGAAUUUUGGAGAAAGUGGCUGGAGGAGCUGCAAAAUAUCACCAAGUUCCAGCUACCACGAUGUCUCAGUCCAAAUCUGUCCAAGUCCCAGGACAACCAACUCCACGUCUUUGGAGAUGCAAGCGAGGAGGCGUAUGGGGCCGUGGUGUAUUUGAGAAUGAUUACUCCCACCGGGAUAGAAGUCUCACUCAUCAGUGCCAAGGCGAAAGUAGCACCAAUCAAAGUGGUGUCCAUUCCCCGACUCGAACUGCAAGCCGCCGUGUUGGGGACAAGAUUGCAAAAAUUUAUUAAAGAAGAAAUGUCCAUUCCAAUCAACCGAGUCGUAUUCUGGAGCGACAGCAGCACCGUCAUACAUUGGAUUCGCUCAGACGGAAGAAGAUUUCAGCAAUUCGUUGCUCAUCGAAUUGGUGAAAUUCAAGAGAAUACUGAAAUUAAGGAUUGGAGAUGGAUACCAACGAACGAGAACGUGGCGGACGAAAUGACACGAAUCGACAGCAAAUGUGACUUCAGCGUCAACAGUAGAUGGAUUCGUGGUCCAGAAUUUUUGAGAAAACCGGAAGAAGAGUGGCCAGUCGAGAAACUGAAUCCUCGUACCAGUAAUCACGAGUGGGAGCUGAAGAAAGUCAUCAUCCAUGCCAUGAAAGAACUCCAACCCGUUAUCGACAUAUCCCGAUUUUCAAAAUGGAAGAGAUUGCUCAACGCCACAGCCUACAUGCUAAGAUUCGCCAGGCGUGUAAGGUCAGCCCGUAAGAUUGUCGAACCAGAAGAAUUUGCUGCUGCUGAGAGGUGGUGGUGGAUUCAAUGCCAACGAGAAUGCUACCCGAACGAAGUAGCAAUACUACAACAAGGUCACCCACUUCCAAGGACCAGUCGUCUUCAGUCACUUACCGUGGGACUAGAUGAAUUUGGAGUUAUGAGGGUCCGUGGGAGGCUCGAUAAUGCAGACAUCCCAACAUCAGUUAGAAGUCCAGUUGUGUUGGACCCGAAGCAUCCAUUUACCAUUCUGCUACUGCGCCACUAUCAUCAGAUCUGUGGACACCAUGGUCACGAGCGGAUCGGAAAUGAAGUUCGACAACAAUACUUCAUCCCGUCCUUACGAAAUGCAAUACGCACCAGUUAUGCAAAUUGCCAGCAAUGCAAGAACGAACGAGCCACGCCACAAGCACCGGAAAUGGGUCAACUGCCGAGAUGUCGAGUUGAGAUGAACGUCCGUCCUUUCUACAAAACUGGAUUGGACUAUUUUGGACCGAUCGACGUUGUAGUCAAGAGAAGCCGAGUGAAGAGGUACGUCGCCCUCUUCACCUGCCUAAGCACGAGAGCUGUGCAUUUUGAAAUCGCAGGGUCGUUGUCAACCGACUCCUGCAUCAUGGCAAUCCGACGAUUUGUAUGCCGACGAGGAUGUCCGAGUACCAUUCAAUCAGACAAUGGUACCAACUUUCAUGGAGCUAACAAUGAGCUCAAAUCAGCCCUCGCCGAGAUAAAUCAAGAUAAGAUGUAUAGUUUUGUUUGCAACAACAGAGGAAUACGGUGGUCAUUUCUUCCGCCGUCAAGUCCGCAUAUGGGUGGAAGUUGGGAGCGGAUGGUCCGUUCAGUGAAGAAGGCAAUGGGGUCCGUACUACAGAUGAAAGACUUAUCCGAAGAAGUCCUCCAUACCGUACUGCUCGAGGCGGAGCACACGGUGAACAGUCAUCCACUCACCCACGUGGCGGAUGAUCCCGACGACCCCGAAGCCUUGACGCCGAACCACUUCCUCCUCGGACAAUCCAGCAACCUGCAACCCGUGGGGAAGUUUACUGAUUCAGACAUCAUUUCCCGGAAACAUUGGAGAAUUUCACAGCAUUUGGCCAACCAAUUUUGGCGCAGAUGGGUGAAGGAAUUCCUCCCGACGCUACUACGCCGCCAAAAGUGGUGUCAAGUGACUCGACCCAUUCAGAUAGGAGACGUCGUCAUUGAGGUCAAUCCAAACUUUCCGAGAAACAGUUGGCCGAAGGGGAGAGUUGUGGAACUCUUUCCAGGGAAGGAUCAAGUGGUACGAGUCGUCUCCGUCAAGCUAAGCAAUGGACACAUUUUCCGUCGUCCGGUCGCCAAGCUCUGCAUUUUGGAUGUGCAAUCCUCUCAUCAAGACAACGACAAGAAUAAGGACAAACAAAGUGCUGCGACAAAGUGA
This is a messenger RNA of Folsomia candida, 5799 nucleotides long. RefSeq lists its product as uncharacterized. Lineage: Eukaryota; Metazoa; Arthropoda; Collembola; Entomobryomorpha; Isotomidae. The transcript has a single exon. Bases 1 to 5799 code for a protein of 1932 amino acids. Gene Ontology annotation, biological process: DNA integration. Gene Ontology annotation, molecular function: nucleic acid binding. The record is from RefSeq and is a predicted model, not a curated record.